Molecule: messenger RNA, 2505 nt
Organism: Letharia columbiana
Lineage: Eukaryota; Fungi; Ascomycota; Lecanoromycetes; Lecanorales; Parmeliaceae
Exons: 8
Coding region: 1-2505 (834 amino acids)
Biological process (GO): arachidonate metabolic process
Cellular component (GO): membrane
Source: RefSeq, a predicted model, not a curated record
AUGCAAUCUCACCCAGGCCAAGCGUUCGAAACUGUCGCUCAGGCGCAAAGGAAAGAAUCCGCCGAGGAAUCUCUUCCCACCAAAUCUCACCCUUUGCAUGGAAACACUGCAGGUUCCGGCGAUGCAGAGUGGCUGCUUUUUAAUCUUCUUAGCCUAGAUGGGGGUGGUAUUCGCGGCUAUUGGAGCCUUUUGGCUCUUGAAACGCUUAUCGAUUACAUAGGCGAUGAAGAGGAGAAGGAGGGAAUUUAUCACAGCUUUCAUCCAGAGAAUUGGCCUGAAAAUGUUUAUCAAGCUCCUCUGACAGAAGAGGAGGAACACCGGGUCAAGGAGGCCUAUGAUCCGGAACUAAAACUACGCAAGCUGCCUCGCACUCGAAGAUAUCUCCCUUGUCAUUAUUUCGAUUACAUCUGCGGCUCAAGUACCGGAGCACUCAUUGCAAUCAUGUUAGGACGAUUUCGGAUGACUGUUCCAGACUGCCUCUUCGAAUACCGAAGGCUAGGGCACGAAGUCUUUGGGAAGCCUCGUAUGAUCUCUACGCUACGAUUUGGGUUAGGCGUUAGGCAAAAGUACAAAGCUGCGAGAUUGGAGAAAGUAUUCAAAGAUGUUACCAUAAGGCGUAACGAACAGCCAGGGCCUAGUGAGACGGGGAAGAUCACGUUUCCAUCCGGCCGAGGCUUAUGUGCUACAUGUGUCACCACUAUGAAAAGCGAAGCGGACGGGCGGUCAUCAAGGCUGUAUCUGAUUCGCUCUUACGACCAUGAUAAACAAGAUUCGCCAGAUCAUUCUAGAGGACCAACUCCUAGAACGACCAUGCGCUCAGGCCGAACGAACACAGAUAUCUCUACUAAUACCAACGCAAUACAGAGAAGGCGAGAGCAAAAGAAAAGCCUAAUUCAUAUCAAUUACGAGAAGGCUCAACAACUCGAGGUCUGGCAAGUGGCUCGAGCUGCCACCGCGGCAAAGUUUUACUUCGAGCCAUUGAAGAUUGAAAAUGCCCGAAGUGGGGGAUUUACGGAGUUCACAGACGGAGGUUUUGGUCAAGCUAACAACCCUACACGGACAGGAAAGCAGGAAAUCGAAGAUCUCCACGGAUACACUUCCAUUGGUAUCGUUGUCAGCGUAGGAACGGCGCGCAAGCUGAAGGAAGAUGCGAAGAAGGCAACAUUCUUCUCUACAAUCCCAGAUUCAGCUAGAGAGUUUGCUGAUACGGCAACUGAUCCUGAAAUAAUCCACAACGAAAUGCAACGCGAGCAUGCCAAUCAUAACGAAUUUCCAUACUAUCGACUGAACCACCCAGGAGGUCUACAAACCGAACUUGACGAGUGGGAGCCGAAACGUAAGAUGUACAACAAGAAGGACGAUGGGGCAAAGACCAUCGCCGACAUGGAGAGUGCUUUCGCUAAAUGGGCGGCAAAGCGUGAUAGCAUCCGGCAGCUCCAGGAGUGCGCCGAUGCUCUUGUUGCCCGUAGAAGAGAACGCAUGACUACCGGCAAAUGGGAGCGAUAUGCCACAGGUUCGCACUUUGAGUGUCGAGUCAGAGGCUGCGACCCCGGGGACUUUUUCGAUCGCCACCAAUUCAUGACUCAUCUCAGCGAUAAUCACCUUUUCGAAGGCGAUGAGUUGAAGGAUGAACGUGGCGUUAAGAUGACAGAGAGGCGUUGGCCAAAGACGUGGGCGAAUAGGAUACGGCAAGGUUUCAAGCAUCUCCCCCUUGCGGUCCUCAAAUUCCUCGUCAAUCUCGGAACUUUACCUUAUUAUCGCAUGUUCCAAUUCAAUACGUACCAACCUAUCAUCCUCAUUGCUGCUUACACCUCAUCACCUGGGAAAUUGCAUAAAGUACUCUAUCAUCUGGAUCGCUGGCGGACCCGCAAGCUCUCUGAAUUGCAGUUCAUCUCCAUUGGUAGUGCCAUUCUAGCUGCCGCCACCAUCGGCUCCUUCUCCUGGAGCGCUAUUGUCGACGCAUAUUGGCUAGCCUCCGCAUUUUGGUAUUCGAGUCUGAUCCUCUCAAUCCUGGGCAUAUUGCUUGCGGCGCAACAGGUUGCAGUGCUACAGCUUCUGGGGAAACCGCCAACACGAGUACAUGGGGGAUGUUCGGAGAAAGCGGGUGUGCGUCGCUUUCUGCCCCUGAUACUUACCGAGGUGCGACCGCGUGGGUCGCGCACAGACGCUGUAUGUGACAGCGAUUCGGUCGGAGAAUGGAGACCAAGAUGGAAAAUGGUCUUCAUAUGGCAGUGCCCAACCAUGUUCUUGUCCUACUCCGUCUGCUUCUUCCUGGCUGGGUUGACGCUCUUUGUUUGUACGCCGCUUAUAAGGGGAGAUAAGUGGAACACAGCUUCUGAUAUCGCGGUGGUUUACUUGGCGACUGGAGCCUUCGCUGGUCCGAUUUUCGUGUUUGCGUCGUUUUGGAUUUAUCAUUAUGUGGAUCUCGACCACGAGUCUCGAGAUAUCCCCGAGACGGAGACUGACGCUGAGAUGCUGAGGGAAUAUGACCGUUUGCACUUCUGA